AUGGGAAUGUUCAGGCCGGGUCGGGUCCGGUCAUUAUUGCUCGCUUUCCUUGCGACCAUCCUCGUGUGCACCGUAUAUCUCUACUGGACUCCCACCACGGCAUCCUCCACUGUCUCCGUCGUCCCAAGUACCGCAUUCGAAGUCCCACUCGUCGAACGUCAGAAAGAUUUCUGGAAGGCCUUCCAGCCCAUUAUCGAACGUCACAGUCCGAACUGCCCGUCUCCCGAGAAGAAUGGCGACGCCGGCGCAAAUAAUUAUGACCCGGUCAAGGACAGCCCGCGGCCGGACCUGACGGUGAUGAGUGAAGCAGACCAGAAGGCAAUGGAGGAUGCGCAUGCCAAUUUUGUAGAGGAUAUUAAGAAGGCUGGGAAGGAUUUGAAACCCGUGCACACUCCAGGGAAGCGAGGGUUGGUCUCGACUGCUGGUGCGACGUAUCUACCAGUAUUCGUCUCGACUCUCCGCAUGCUUCGCCGGGCAGGGUCAACCCUUCCAGUUGAGGUGUAUAUGAAGGAUACGGGCGAAUAUGAAAAACACUUGUGUAAUGAUAUCCUCCCCAACCUCGAUGCGCGAUGCCUGGUGCUCGCCGACGUUGUGGGCAAGAAUGUCAUCGAGCAUUAUCAGCUCAAGAUCUUCGCGGUCCUCUUCUCCUCGUUUGAGGAAAUCAUCUGGAUGGAUGCAGACUGUUUCCCUCUGGGUAAACCCGAGGAGCUUCUCGAUUCCGAACCCUUCACCUCGACGGGUUUGGUCACUUGGCCCGACUUUUGGGCUUCGUCGGUAUCCCCGUUAUAUUACAAGAUCUCACGACAAGAGGCACCCGCUAUGACUGCUCGCCAGUCUUCGGAGACGGGUGUUUUCCUGGUCUCCAAAAAGACACAUCUCUUCCCCCUUCUGCUGGCUGCCUACUACAAUUUCUAUGGACCGUCGCACUACUUCCGACUGUUGACUCAAGGAGGACCAGGCGAGGGUGAUAAAGAGACGUUCUUACAUGCUGCCACAGCCAUGGGUACUCCCUUCUACGCUGUGAGCGAGAGAGUUCAAGCCAUUGGGCAUCAAAACGGAGAGAAGCUAUCCGGCUCAGCCAUGGCUCAGACCGAUCCGCGCGAAGAUCACGCUCUCAUUACGCAAGAUAAGUGGCGUGUCAAAGACCCAGCCGUGGCUUCUCCUCCUCAUAUUUUCUUCAUCCAUGCCAAUUACCCCAAAUUCAACCCGGGAGACAAUGUAUUCGGUAUGGGCUGGGAGACCACUCCUACCAUUAACGAAGAUGGAUCGGAUGCUCGUGCGUGGACUGCGCCACCCGAGACCCUUCAUCGGUUUGGAUAUGAUGUGGAAAAAGCCUACUGGGAAGAGAUCAAGUGGGUAACCUGCCACCUGGAAACUGUCUUCAAGUCAUGGGAGCACAAGGCUGGUCUCUGCAUGAAGGUGGAGGACUAUUGGAAGAAUGUCUUUGCCGAGCCGCACGACGACGACCCUAAAUUUACUCCAGACGGUUGA
Molecule: messenger RNA, 1491 nt
Organism: Penicillium daleae
Lineage: Eukaryota; Fungi; Ascomycota; Eurotiomycetes; Eurotiales; Aspergillaceae
Product: alpha-mannosyltransferase
Exons: 1
Coding region: 1-1491 (496 amino acids)
Biological process (GO): mannan biosynthetic process
Cellular component (GO): Golgi apparatus
Molecular function (GO): alpha-1,2-mannosyltransferase activity
Source: RefSeq, a predicted model, not a curated record